CACCCUCACACCCCACCGCAGACCCCCCUCCACCAGCCGGCGCCACGAUGAAGUACAUCAUCGUCUCAGGCGGCGUCAUCUCCGGCAUCGGCAAGGGCGUCAUUGCUUCGUCGACGGGCCUGCUGCUCAAGAUGCUCGGCCUCAAGGUCACCGCCAUCAAGAUCGACCCCUACAUGAACAUCGACGCCGGCACCAUGGCGCCGACGGAGCACGGCGAGGUGUACGUGCUCAACGACGGCGGCGAGGCCGACCUCGACCUCGGCAACUACGAGCGCUACCUCGACGUCACCCUCGCGCGCGACAACAACAUCACCACCGGCAAGAUCUACCGCGAGGUCAUCGAGAAGGAGCGCCGCGGCGACUACCUCGGCAAGACGGUGCAGAUUGUGCCGCACCUCACGUCUGCGAUCCAGGACUGGAUCGAGCGUGUGGCCGUGCAGCCCGUCGACGAGACGGGCUCCGAGCCCGACGUGUGCAUCGUCGAGCUCGGCGGCACGGUGGGCGACAUUGAGAGCGCGCCCUUCGUCGAGGCCAUGCGCCAGUUUCAGUUCCGCGUCGGACAGGAGAACUUUGCCCUCAUCCACGUCUCUCUCGUGCCCGUCGUUGGCGGCGAGCAGAAGACGAAGCCGACGCAGGCGGCCAUCCGCGACCUGCGCGGCCUCGGUCUUGUGCCGGACAUGAUUGCUGCCCGCUGCGCCACGCCACUGGACCGCAGCGUCAUCAACAAGCUCUCCAUGUUCUGCCACGUCGGCCCGGAGCAGGUCAUGGCCGUGCACGACGUCGGCUCGACGUACCACGUGCCGCUGCUGCUCGAGCAGCAGGGCAUGGUGCACUUCUUCCAGCGCCGUCUCAAGCUCGACGUCGAGCACGGCAUUCCGCAGCCGAGCAUCCAGCGCGGCCUUGAGCUCAAGACGCAGUGGCGCGAGCUGACUGUCGGUCACGACCGGCUGUUCGACAAGGUGGAGAUCGUGCUCGUGGGCAAGUACACGUCGCUGCAGGACAGCUACAUGUCCGUCGUCAAGUCGCUCGAGCACUCUGCGAUGCGCGUGAACCGCAAGCUGGUGCUCAAGUGGGUCGAGGCGGGCGAUCUUGAGGCGGGCAUGGAGGCGGACAACCCGGUGCGCUACCACGAGGCGUGGCACUCGGUCUGCUCGGCCACGGGCAUCCUCAUUCCCGGCGGCUUUGGCAGCCGCGGCACCGAGGGCAUGAUCAGCGCCGCGGCGUGGGCACGGUCAAAACGCGUGCCGUUCCUCGGCAUCUGCCUCGGCUUCCAGGUCGCCGUCAUCGAGUACGCACGCAAUGUCUGCGGCAUCAAGGAUGCCGGCUCGUCCGAGCUCGACGCCGAGUGUGCCUCGCCCGUCGUCAUCUACAUGCCCGAGAUCAGCAAGACGCACCUUGGCGGCACGAUGCGCCUCGGCUUGCGGCCGUCGCUGUUCAGCGAAGGCAGUGAGAAGUGGAGCCGCAUCCGCAAGCUGUACGGCGGCGAGCCGGUGGUGUGGGAGCGCCACCGCCACCGCUACGAGAUCAACCCGGAGUACAUUGAGCGCAUCGAGCGCGGCGAUCCUUCGCGCUCUGCGGGUGCCACUCCGCCAAGCGGAGGCCACGCUCGGCCCGUGACGCCGCAGAACCAGACGGGCCGUUCGGGCCCGCGCAGUCUGCCCACGAGCCCCUCGCUGGGCUCCGACGCCUUCUCCUCCAUCCUGCCUCAGGCGCGCGCAGAGGGCGAGGGCUCGCGCGACACGCUGCGCUUCGUGGGGCGCUCCGAGUCGGGCGAGCGCAUGCAGAUCGCCGAGCUCGUCGAGCACCCGUACUUUGUCGGCAUGCAGGCGCACCCCGAGUUUGCCAGCCGGCCGCUGAACCCCAGUCCGCCGUUCCUCGGCUUCGUCGCCGCGGCCGUGUCGCAAGAGGCGCUGCAGGAGCAGAUGGCGCGGCAGAAGAACUUCCGGCCGCCACACCCAAAGGCGCGCAUGCUGCUGGAGAGCGAGGCGCAGCGCCUGCAGGAGCAGCAGGGCCAGACGGCGCUGCCGCAGGAGGAGAAGAGCGCACAGACGCCGCCCGGCGUUGCCACGCCCGUGCGCGGCCGCAGCCCGAAGGCGCCUGGCCCGAACGGCGUCUCCACCAAGGCCAACUAAUCCUACGCCUCUCUUGCCCCCUGCCCCUCCUUGCCCCGUCUCUCUCCCUCCUCCCCCCAUCCCCACCAUACAUAUUCUCUGCUCUGCUCGAUCAAUCGUCACUCCCGAAGCCCGUCCUGUACUUUACAUCAGCCGCCUCUCUGGCCUUGCCGCCAUCGCAAUCUCUAUUCGCUCGCAC
Molecule: messenger RNA, 2310 nt
Organism: Tilletiopsis washingtonensis
Lineage: Eukaryota; Fungi; Basidiomycota; Exobasidiomycetes; Entylomatales
Product: CTP synthase
Exons: 6
Coding region: 48-2132 (694 amino acids)
Biological process (GO): pyrimidine nucleobase biosynthetic process; CTP biosynthetic process
Cellular component (GO): cytoophidium; cytoplasm
Molecular function (GO): CTP synthase activity; identical protein binding
Source: RefSeq, a predicted model, not a curated record